Molecule: messenger RNA, 840 nt
Organism: Candida dubliniensis CD36
Lineage: Eukaryota; Fungi; Ascomycota; Pichiomycetes; Serinales; Debaryomycetaceae
Exons: 1
Coding region: 1-840 (279 amino acids)
Source: RefSeq, a predicted model, not a curated record
AUGUUAAGCCUAGUAAUAUUACUAUUAUUGAUAUCCCGUCAAUCAUUUUCAUUACCUGAUCAAUCUCAAUCUUGUGUUACUAAUAUGAAUAUUCCCUUUACGGGAUAUAAAAUUGAAUACCAACUAAAUCUUCAAAAAUUUGAAGGAAGUUAUCAUUUGCUUUAUUGUAACGAUAAUAAAUUAUUAUACGAUGUCAAUUUAAAUAAUUCAAUUCCUUGGACAUUACCCAUAAAUUUUAGUUCAUUAUCGUCUGAAAAUUCUAAUACUUUAGUUCUUGCUCGUCGUAAAUCUUUUGCAUUAAGAAGUAUUCCCAUUUUUAUGCCAAACACUUUGAUUGGAUCAUUAUAUUAUGGAGAAAGUUUAGAUAAUAUUCAAUUCAGACCAUUGAAUAAUACCUCCAGUUUACAAUCAAUUCCGUUAUUAGCGUCAAAUAUAUUCCGCAAUUGGGUAGAAUUGAAUUAUAAAUUAAAUUUUAUUUAUCAUGUACCGAUAUUGACCACUCCUGGUGUCGACUCUAAACGAUUUAAUUUUGGGUUUUUUGAGAGUAACAAAAUUGAAAAUAAUUGGAAUAAGUAUAUAUCCAUUCAAGAAGAUUAUAAUUAUAAUUAUGAUUCUCGAGUGUUUAUUAGACAUGCAAUUGAUAAUGCGUUGGGUCAUGUGAGUUUGAUGAUUAACGGUAGCAAAUUAUUAAGAUGGAAAUUUAAUCAAAUAAAUAUCAGUGGCAAGGAAACAGCGAUUGGCGAUAAAAUAUGGUGGAAAUUUAUUCUACUAUCGAGAGUGAUGAAAGAGGACGUGUUUGCAAAUAUGAUUCGAAAAUUUGAUGGUUUUUUCAGAUACUAA